CUCUCACCCGAUUGCUGCAGCCGCCACAAACAUUUGAAAAUAAGAUGGGUUUCCGCCAUUAGCGUUUCAACACCACACUGUCCUCUCCGCUUCUUCUUCUUCUUCUUCAUCAAUGGAUUCUUCAACUUGCCCCAUCUGCAAUAUCUCACUCCCAUCCUCACAACUCCAAUGGCACGCCAACACCCACUUCGACGACGACGAUAAUCACGCUCCUCCGGUUGAACAAGCAAUUAAUGGCUUUCAUUUUGAUACAAUUUCUGGAGAUCAUGACAGUUGGUUUGGUGGGACUGGUAGAGGUAAAGGGGUGUGGGAAAUGAAUGAAAAGAUCUCUUGUUUGGUUGGUUUGCAGAGAUGGGGCGAUUUUUACAAGGUUGGAGCAGGUUUGAUGGUCUUGUUACGAAACUGUUUGGAGUCUGAAGCUGAUUCAAGAAGCAUUUUGUCAGGUUAUGUUGAUCAUUUCCAGAGCAAUCUGUCUGAGGAUGUUGGAUGGGGUUGUGGUUGGCGUAACAUCCAAAUGCUUAGCUCACACUUACUAGCACAAAGGCCAGGAGCAAGAGAAGCCAUGUUUGGUGGUUCAGGAUUUGUUCCUGAUAUCCCAUUUCUUCAGAGAUGGCUUGAGAUUGCUUGGGAAAGGGGUUUUGAUGAAACUGGCUCUCAUCAAUUCAAUCAUGCUGUUUAUGGCUCUAGGAAAUGGAUAGGAGCUACUGAAUGUGCUGCCUUAUUGCGUUCUUUUGGUCUCCGAGCAAAGAUAGUGGAUUUUGCUCCCAAGGAAUCUGAAUCUCUCUUUCUAUCCGUUCCUGGUUCAAGUGUCGGGGCACAGGAGCUAGUGACAAUUAAUGGUGGAAGGAAGAGGAAAAUAUCAAAUGUGUAUGGACCAAUGGAUAGAUAUCUGUAUCGUGAUGUUUCUCAAGCAAGCUGUAGCCAGGAUGCACAGUCAUGUUCUUCUCUUAUGCGGCUUCAUGAUGCUGUAGAUAACAAAAGUGAUGGUGAUGGGGCGGUGAAAAGUACUGCUAAACAAAGUAAGGGCCAUCAAGUUCUCAUGGACUUCGUGUGGAAUUAUUUUUCUAGUAACGACUCAAUUCAAUUUGGCCACCAGCGUGUUGCUAUCAGCCAGAAAACGCCCUUAUACUUUCAACACGAUGGACAUUCAAGAACCAUAGUUGGAAUCCAAGUCAAACAUCAAAGGAAUGGAGCAAUGCAAUAUAAUCUCCUCAUUCUGGAUCCUGGCCAUAGAACGGCUGCUCUAGAGAGAACACUUAAGGAGAAAGUUGGAUGGCAGAGAUAUGUAAAAAGAGGAGUGCACACUCUGAGGAGAAAACAAUACCAGCUGUGUUAUGUUGAUCCUGGAAUAGCCAAUGAGAAGGAGAUGGAACAACUCAAGACAAUGGAUAGUGUUUUCCUUGAACUUUAGACAACCAUAUAAAGGUCUUUGCUACAUCAAGAUAAUUUUGUUAUUUACAGAAGCUGGCGGCUGUAUAAAAAGUAAAAACUGUUAACCAUAUAAGGUUUCUUCCAAGCUCAGUCUGAUAUCAUCCCUGAAGUUAAAGUAUACAUACAACAUAGCAGCAGGGGAAUAAUCACCAGAUACAAUUUAGUCUUUUCUAUGGACCUCAAUGACUCUGCUGUGUGGGAUGGGAUCAUCUAAUUGCACCACUAAUGAGUGCUACCGUGUUUUUAUUUGAUUAGAAUUCUAAUGUGUCAUGAAGCCGAGUCCAGUACUCCUUAACAAAUACUCCCUCAGUUCCUAUUUAACUGUCCACUUUGAGUGGAGGCACACAUAAAAGGGUGUGAUUAAUUUUGUUGAUUUUUAGAAAAAGUGAGGGUUAUUUUUCUAUUUUAUCCUUUAAAGUAUGUGUUAUCUCUCAUCAUUUAUUUUACUGACAAGGACAUUUGUUGUAAAAACAUCAUUUAAUGCUCUCUUGAAAUGCUAAGUGGACAGUUAAAUAGGAACAAAAAAAUUUCUUCAAAGUUGACAAUUAAAUAGGAACAGAGGGAGUAUUUGUAAAUAACUUUUUAUAAUUAAAUUGAGCUAUAAUUUUUAGGGUGAUUCUAGGGUGGACCACCCUAACACAUGAAGUAUGAGGAACAAGUCACAAGCUGUCGGAACUCUAAGCUACAACGUCACUCCAAGAAAGAAAGAAAAACAUCCAUGUGAGUCGUAGCUCUUGAGAUUCUUCCCUAUCACACAAGAGCCUAAGACUUAAAGCGUGAAGAAUGCACAUACUCAUCUAUCCUUGUGUUGUAACACAAUAUUUUUCAUUAGAAUAAUAGGGGUGACAAUGGUUGAACUCUAGCCCACAUGGUCAAAAGACUCUUAUACUUCUAAUGUAGGACUCAAGUCCCAUACCAUACAUUUGUCCAUUUGUUUCUUCCUCCUCCUAAAGAUCAAGUCCCAUACCAUACAUUUGUCCAUUUGUUUCUUGUAAUGGAUGAUAAGAACCUUGGUAGAAUCGUACCACAAAAGCGUCGUUGUAGUUGGCAGCCCGAGACCUAAUAAAUCUCACAUUAGAAUCUCAUUAUUCUAA
This is a messenger RNA of Lotus japonicus, 2525 nucleotides long. RefSeq lists its product as uncharacterized. The record is from RefSeq and is a predicted model, not a curated record. NCBI's taxonomy places the organism in Eukaryota, Viridiplantae, Streptophyta, Magnoliopsida, Fabales, Fabaceae. The transcript has 7 exons. Bases 113 to 1411 code for a protein of 432 amino acids.